Chelmon rostratus (copperband butterflyfish) is the source of this 2482-nucleotide messenger RNA. RefSeq names its product chloride intracellular channel 4 (gene clic4). NCBI's taxonomy places the organism in Eukaryota, Metazoa, Chordata, Actinopteri, Chaetodontiformes, Chaetodontidae. The transcript is spliced from 6 exons. Bases 318 to 1076 code for a protein of 252 amino acids. The record is from RefSeq and is a predicted model, not a curated record.
UUCCCGUCGCUUCUUCCAGCCGUCCUCCUCAUCACUCCUCACCCAGCAGAAAGAGCCUCGCGGUCCGGCGAUGUUUUAGUGGCUCCGCCGGAUUUGACUUCUGCAGCGACACUGAAGCGAUUGUAUCUGGCGGACACCGCUGCCUCUUCGGCCGCUUUGCCAAACAGACUUUUGUGCUUCGAGCGCCGGCAAAAAGUGCCUGCUGGGCUUCAGUGCGGAAAAAAGAGUGGUGGACCGAGCUAAGUCGGGCGUGGUAACAGGAAAAAAAACUCUCAUUGUUGUUUUUUUUUGUAAAACUUCAAAUAGUAGCACCCAUAAUGUCGCUGUCGGUACCGCAGAACGGAGUAAAGGCGGAGAACGAUCCCGUUAUCGAGCUGUUCGUGAAGGCGGGAAGUGAUGGAGAAAGCAUUGGGAACUGUCCCUUCUCCCAGAGGCUCUUCAUGAUUCUGUGGCUCAAAGGAGUCGUCUUUAACGUCACCACGGUGGACCUCAAGAGGAAGCCUGCAGACCUCCAGAACCUGGCCCCGGGAACACACCCGCCCUUCAUCACCUUCAACGGUGAGGUCAAGACUGACGUCAACAAGAUCGAGGAGUUCCUUGAGGAUGUCCUUUGCCCACCCAAGUACAUCAAGCUUGGUGCAAGACACCCAGAGUCAAACACAGCUGGUAUGGACAUCUUCGCCAAAUUUUCAGCAUACAUUAAGAACUCAAAACCAGAUGCAAAUGAGGCUCUGGAGCGCGGGCUUCUGAAGACCCUGCAGAAGCUGGAUGAGUAUCUCCGCUCGCCACUGCCCGAUGAGAUCGACCACAACAGCAUCGAGGACAUCAAGGUCUCCAACCGCAACUUCUUGGAUGGUGACGAAAUGACCUUGGCUGACUGUAACCUGCUGCCCAAGCUGCAUAUAGUCAAAGUGGUGGCCAAGAAGUACAGAGGCUUUGACAUCCCCAAAGAGAUGACCGCCAUCUGGAAGUACCUGAACAACGCCUACAUGCGUGAAGAGUUCACCAACACCUGCCCCAGCGACAAGGAGAUCGAGAUAGCCUACGGAGACGUAGCCAAGAGGCUGGUCAAAUAAGCUCCUCUGUCCUGACCUCCUCCCUCCAAACCUCCUCCUCCACACACCCCUUACACCUCCCCCUCCCCAGCACCGGGACUGAUGUGCUCAUUCACGAGAAAGAAAAAACUCUGGACUUCGUUUCCUUCUCUCCUCAUCUAGAGCAAACGCCAAUGCAUGAACCCCUCUCGAUCAUUUUCUCCCCUCAGUUUUUUUAUGAAGACCUCUUUAGUUGCUUCAGCAAAGGUCACCAUUGUUCCACUUUUCAUCUUGAAUUGCUUUUUGAUUUGCAUUUGCUGAUGAAUGUUGUGAGAUGGCGAGGCGUCGGAGAAGCAGCCAGACACGUGUAUCAGUGCUUAUCAAUGUCGGGAGCCUCGUCAGACACACUCCCUGAUAAGUGACCUUCAAGCUGACCUUCUCUCUGCGUGCAGGAGAGAGGUCGGAAGCUUAUGUCAAUUUUCUGUUGUCUGUUUAAUAUUGAGAUAGCUCUUUCUCGGAUUGCUAUAAAAUGAACACUGAGAAGCAUUUUUUCCCCCUGUCUUUUGGCUUGUUAAGAGGCAUUGUAAACAGUGUUGAAGCUUCCGGCUCAAAUAUUUUACAGGUUUAAGUAGAAGCUGAGGCUAAUCCAAACCUGAGUGGUCAACACGUCAAGUGAGAGAUGCUUUAUUUUAAUGUUAAGCUGUUUAAAAUAAAUCAAAGCAAUUGUAACUGCAGGUAAAGCUACCUGGUAUCCAUGCUCUGAUUUCCUCAUUGCCUCAAAUAGGCAGAAGUCUUGUAGCUCAGCUCAGUAGAAUUGUAGGGAAUUUCCCGUACCAGCUGCAGAGGUAACAACUCAGGAAAAAUCCAACCUGAGGUCUAAGAAAUAGUCAACCAUAUGUAGCUUAUCGAUGCUCAAAGGACGUGUAGACUGGCCUUUUGUUAAUCACCACAUUGCCAUAUAAAGUGUUCACAGGCUCUUUCUUCUCUCAUGAAGCAUGAAGGAGAGUCUUCACUUUGGUUAUUCUGACUGUAGCGGUAGUAUUGAUUACAAGUGGUGGACCAAAAAGGGGCACAUUAUUCUGUUCUCACUGUGGAAGGGGUGACUCCGGCUAUGUAAACUAGUGAAGUCAAAAAAACCCCACACACUCUCACUGUUUCCUUCUUCAUAACUGAUGAUGGAAAGACGACACUAAAGAUAUUUAUGACAGAACCAUUGGAGGAGAGUCGCAGUGAAACAAAUACAUGGUCGGAUUUCACUUUCUCUUCAGUUUGUCGAUCGGUCUCUAAGGUAGUGAAUGUAUGUUUGAUACAGUAGCUCCAAAAGUGCUUUAGUUCGCAGACAGUAAAACCUGUUUGGGUUUUCUCCCGUUUGCCAUGUUUCUCAGACAUUUUGUUAUGAAACAAAUUUGAUAAAAAAAAAAAAGGAAUUGUAAAUAUUUGUUUUGAUC